GUGAAUGUGGACGUGGACGCGGACGCGCACGCGAAUGCGCCUCACCUCACUCAACCCCUGCCGGGCGGCUGAGGAGGGAAAAAGACGCCCACAGGAGCCGCGGGCAGCAGCGGCAGCGAGCGGCGGGAGCGGACGGCCCAGAGGAUGAAGUGCAAGCCGAACCAGACGCGCACCUACGACCCGGAGGGGUUCAAGAAGCGAGCGGCGUGCCUGUGCUUCCGGAGCGAGCGCGAGGACGAGGUGCUGUUAGUGAGUAGCAGUCGGUACCCGGACCGCUGGAUUGUGCCGGGCGGGGGCAUGGAGCCCGAGGAGGAGCCGGGCGGUGCAGCAGUCCGAGAGGUGUACGAAGAGGCGGGAGUGAAGGGGAAGUUAGGCCGGCUCCUGGGCAUUUUCGAGCAGAACCAAGACCGCAAGCACAGAACGUACGUGUACGUACUGACUGUCACUGAGAUUCUGGAGGAUUGGGAAGAUUCGGUUAGCAUUGGGAGGAAGCGAGAGUGGUUCAAAAUCGAAGAUGCGAUCAAGGUUCUCCAGUGCCACAAGCCCGUGCAUGCCGAAUAUCUGGAAAAACUAAAGCUGGGCGGUUCCCCAACCAAUGGAAACUCCGUGGCCGCGUCCCUGCCACAGAGCGAUCCCUAGUAUGUACGGCUCCUGCACAGACUUCUGCUUUCCGCCUAUCUUAGAAUACAUAGUGCCCGGAGCACCUCUCAUUCCUUUGCGGUCUCACGGGGAGGAGGGGGGCUUCUUUUGUUUCCUUGGCAGACCUCUGAAUCACGCUUGCAAACUGUCUCGGUUGCCAGACACUGUUUUCAGACAAUUUGCACGUUUUUCAGAUGCUUUCAAAAUUGCUGCUUGGUAGCACUGUAACAGAUUUCCUAAAUCCUAAACCACAUGUUUUUUUUUUUUGUUUUUUUUUUUUUUUUAAGGUGCCUUAACUGCUUGCCCAGCCCUUUGUGUGUGUGUGUUGAUGCUGUAGUUUAUUACAUUGCACACACGUGUGUGUGUGCGCGUGCGUGUUUUUGGUACCAAUCUUGUGGUUUGUUUUGGAGUGAAGGCCUUUAAAAUCUGAACAUCUUGGUUGUGUGGCAUCUGUAUUUUUUGCUUUCUCAUUCGCACCAUUAGACCUUGCUAGCAAGCCCUUUUGUGAUGGAAAUUGGUUUAAAGAUCAGAUAGAUAUAGAUCUAUAUAUAUAUUUAAAGUAUUUAAGAAAUUUUACAUCUUGUGGUCUUUCCACAGUGGGCAACAAUUUUCGGUUCAGUAAUGUGAUCUAAUUUGCCCUUUUCAGAAGUUUCUUUACCCAUACGUACAUGAUUUCAUUUUCUUUUCCUUUUUUUUUUAUGAUUUCAUUUUCAAAAGAAUUCUGACCACUGGUCAUUUGUUGCUGCAUAUUUGAAAUGGCCAUUUCCCAUAUAGCCCAAAUGUAGUUUCAGAUUAUAUUACUUUAUACACUGGGUAUCUUCUUGGGAAAGUAUUGUUAGCCAAACAUAUCCUGAUAUGUACAUACUGUCAUGAAAACUGUAUUCAUCGAGUGUAAUUUAGCGUGUUCAGCUUCCAACUCCAUUGCCCAUUUCUUAAUACUGUAGAGCAACCAUGGUUUUCUCAAUAUAAACUAGUCUUUGAAAGAAAGUUAUUUCACAUAUUUGAAUUUUGUGACAUUCCAGUUAACCUUCCUGACUACCAGUAACCAUAGGAGUGGAAUUUAUAUGGUGAUUACAUCCCAAUCCAGUGAGGAACCCGUCUUGCUACUCAGCUUUUACAGACUUCAGCUUUUACAGAUUUCUUAAACCAUCCGGACCACUGAACAAUUUCUCUCAAAGAUUUAGGAUAAACAUUUUGUGUCAAAAGACCAACUGUUUUUGGUGCCAAACUAAAAAUUCAUACAUUGCCUUGCUAACUUUGUUGAAACCAGGAAUGCCAUGUAAAAUACUUAAGUCUGUCUUGAAACUUUGUGUUCCAUCCCAACCAUAUUAAAAAGUAGGUAAAAAUAUAGCCAACUACAUGAAGUGGGUAUUGAGGGGUUUAAAGAUUAUCCUAAUUUAUAGGGCAGCUAAGUAUAUAUCAUCUUUAAUCAUUAUUGAUAGUUUGAUAGUUUUUUGUGUGUGUCACUCAGCUGACUUUGGGAGUCAGUUUUAUGCACUCUAUUAAGAAAUUUUGAAAGUCUAGAUUCCUCUUGGAACUCCUUCUCUCAGGAAUGUUGAGGAAGAGCCUAUUUUGUGAAGAGAGUAUAGGUGGGGGACUUUUACAUAUAACCUUUAAGAUCUAGAAAGUAUUCUAUAGACCAGUAAUAAAUAUAAGUGGAUAAUAACUAAUUUAAAUCCUUUGCUAUUCUGCACAUUAACAUUUUCAAAAGAACACAUGCACUGGUGAAUUGUUGCCUUUUUUGUAACUUUGGUGCCACUGUUUUUUAAAAAAUAUCUGCCAUAUACAAAUAUGUCUGAAUGAAAUACAUAUUUUAGUUAACAAAAAAUAAUAUUGUCAAAGGAAUGAGAAAAUCAACUUUUAAAAACCAAUUAUAAUUUCAUAUUGUAAAUUAUACAGAAUCAUCUAAUGUUUUUUAAAAAUUGUUUCUUUGUACAGAGCAAUAUGUCUUAUUUUUUUAAACUUUUAAAUCCUAUACAACCUUUCCUGUUACAAUAAUCCAAAUUGACUCAUAGAUAUUCUUGGUAACCUCAGAUUUUUCAAAAUAUAAACUAACAGCAAGGGAACUGGAUUAUACUUUAUAACUAUUCCAUAUGUAAAACUGCCCUCAUCUGAAAUGCUGCCACAAAUACCUGGGAGGUUUAACCUAUAUAUAGAAUUUUUAGAAAUAAUAAUGCACAAUCUUAUGUUUUGACUUUUGAACUAUGUAUUUGACAAAUCAACUUUUAAGAAUUGUUAGCCUGUAAAUAUUUGCUGUAUUUUCUUCAGAAACAUUUGAAUUGAGUUCUUUCACUUGCUAUAAUUUUCUUCAGUGCCCAGAUAUCUUUAUACAAUUUGUAAAACUUCCAAGGCUUGAAUUUCUAAGUUGCAGCAGAACAUUUUACGGUUAUCACACUUAAGUUAUCAAAUUCACGUGGGCAGUUCUUGUUAUAUAUGCUUUUGGAAUUCAGUCUAGGAAAACUUAAGAAAGAACCCCAAAACAAAAAGCCUUUCAUUUUAAAAGAGAAAUCCAAAAAAUUCAGGCUAAAAUAUUUGACACAGAGCUAACAAACCUAAUCAUGUCUAUGACUUAUAUCCUUUAAGGGUUUGAUGCACAGUUAGAAUUUUCUCCCUGUAGAAUCAGUAUAUAGCACCCAUGAAUUAUUUAUGUGAUGAUUGCACAAAAAAUGAAUAGAUGAAUCUUUCAGCUCAUGCACUUACCCCAAAGAAAAUGGCAUUGAUCAAAGAUAAUUAAGACUUUCAAAUAUGAGGCAGAAAUUUGUUUUCAGCUGUUUUUGUAAAGGCUAUGUUUAUUUUCCUUUUCCCAAUGGGAUAAGUGCCUAUUCUUAUCUUUAAAAAGUUUUAAAAAGAUAUGUUGGAAUAAAGGUGAUACUGUUAUGCUUGAUACAUAUUCCCUGGAUGUCUAAUGUAUUAUAUUUUCUAAGAAAUCUGUUUUGUUUUAGCAAAUCACUGUUGAGCUUAUUAACUCUUAAAGUGAUGGGAGGUGGCUAUAAAUAUUUUGAAUUCCUUUAUAUGGUUUCGUUUGACAGAACUAUAAAGAUUUCAACAUUUUAUAUUAAGAAUCAUCAAAUAAAUUUGUGUGUGUGUGUGUGUGUGUGUGUGUGUGUGUGUUUGUGUAAGAGCAGAACGGGCAGUUUGUAAUGUUGCAGCAACAUUCAAGGACCUUCCUGGGACAGACAGUUUAAAGGGCUCUGAAACUGGAGCUCCUCCUCUCACUUCCGGUUAAAUGGAGUCCUGUUAUAAGAAAGACAAUCCCUUUAUCAAAAGUUGUUAACUGGGAAAAGGGAGGUGAGAAAUCUGUGUUAGAGCCUAAGUACUAACAGCUAGCUAGAGUUUUCUCUUUCAGGGUUCCUUUUGUGGAAGCAGCAAGAAAAACAGGAAAUAUUUUCAGCACCAUUCUAGUAUUGUAAUCAUCCUUCUGAAUGAUUGGUGGCCUGUUAGACUAUGAACUUUUGGGGGGAGCAGGACCCAGCCUGAAUCCUGCCCAUAUUCCCAGAACCUAGAAGAGUGACUAAAAUGUGGAGAUAUUUGUUGUUGAGCUACAGAUUAGAAAUGUCUACUACUAGUAUAUUCUUGAUUUCUUAGCUUCAUAUUUUACCUGGGACAAUCUGUUAUUUUCAUGGGGCUUCAGAGUGGAACUGUAUUGGAUGAUUCACUGAAGGCUGUUCCAAAACAAAGUAGUUAAUGAACAUUAGUAGACUUUCAAUAGAUAUUUGUUGCCUGGAGGAAUUGAUGAACCAAUAAAACUGUUAAUAUUUUUUUUAGGUGAAUGGCAUAGAUGUUAUUCAGAUUUACUUUGAAAGAAUCAAGUAUGUGAACCCAAUGAUGAAUGGAAUUAUGAAGCACAGGUGAACUCUUUCACAUUCCUAAGGACAAGCUCAUUCUAUGCUUUUGGACACUUCUCUGUUACAAUGAUUAUUCUCCAGGUUGUUAACUACCACUGUAUCUGUACAGACUUCUAAUUUGGCACAUAUGGCCGUUCUUUUGUGUUUUUAUGAUUAUGCAUCUGUAUUUCUCAUGAGGAUGGCUAUAUGAUCUUGAGUUCAAGGACCUAGUUUCCUUAAUCUUUUUAUGUAUCUACAAGAUGUCACUUAAAAUAAGGUCGAUGUAGGGCACUUGGGUGGCUCAGUGGUUGAGCAUCUGUCUUUGGCUCAGGGCGCGAUCCCAGGGUACUGGGAUCAAGUCCUACAUCAGACUCCUUGCAGGGAGCCUGCUUCUCCCUCUGCCUAUGUCUCUGCCUCUUUCUCUGUCUCUCUCUCAUGAAUAAAUAAAUAAAAUCUUAAAAAAAUAAGGUAGACGUUACUGAAGAUUUGUCUAAAUAAUUAAUACUUUGUAAUGACACUGAGUGGUAAAGCAUUCACCAUCCAAUCUGGUGUUAGUACACUAAAUUACUGUCUAGCAUAUAUGUGUUUUCAUAUAUCAGGUAUCACACACUGUUUUAAGGCAAACAUAAGAUAUUAGCAAAAAUUCUUACUCAUACGUCUCUAUCAUCCCAGAUGUGUGCCUCCUGAUGGCAGUAUCCUACACCACCUAUGAAGUAUAUUUCCCACAAUUUUGAACCUAAAUCAGUGUCUCUAGACAUUGUUAAUCUAUAGAAAACACCAUCUAUCAAGAAACAUUACACCACAGAGUUGUCAACAGAAUCCAGACUGUAGGAAACUGUAGGACACAUAAUUCAGUUUCUUCAGUAAAUGAAUCGCCAGGAUAAAAGAAAGAAAUGGAGAAUGAACCUAUAGAUUAAAGAGCCCUAAGAGACACAUCAACCAAUUAUGAUAUAUAGAUCUUUUGGGGAUCCUGAUCUGACUAAACUGUAAAAUACAUACAUUUACGAGACAAUCCAGAUAAUUAUAAAAUUGACUUGAUAUUUGAUAUUCAUUGGGAUAAUGGUAUUGUAGUCAUGUUGAAAACAAGAGUCCUUAACUUUUAGAGAUACGUUCUUAAAUAUUUAUGGUCGAAAUGAUAUCUGGAAUUUGCUUGAUAAUAAGCGGAUGUUAAGUGCAUUAGAGAUACCAAUAAAACAAGGUUGGCCUUGAGUUGAUAAUUGUUAAAGCUGGGUGAUGAUUAGAUGAUGGUUCAUUAUCUAUAUUCCUCUCUACUUUUGUGUGUUUGACAUUUUCCACAGUAAAAAAUUAAUAAAGGUAGUUAUCAGAGUUCUUAUUAAAGCUAAUAUAUAAGGCACAGAAAAAAGAGGAGGAAGAAAAAUUUUAGAUUAUUUAGAAUAUGUUGGCUCCAAGUUGCUUCUUCUAGCCCAAGAGGUCAAAUGCCCAAAAAGAGAGGGCUGACAAACUGGAAUGGCUAGUGUUUCUCUUGCUACAGGCCAGUGUUAGCAUUUUUUUCUCUUAAUUUGGCUCAUUGAAACAGGAAGAGUCAAAUUCUUAUUGAUUGGAAAAUGGGAAUGUAUUCUCAUGUUCUGUUAAACAGGAUAUUUGCCACAGUCUAGUUUAUAUCAAUGUGAAAGCACAAAGGGAUAGAGUUUCCAGGGGAAAAAUUAUGGAAUUUUAUAAAAAUCAAUAAAAUGCUACUUUGAAUAGUUUUUUUAGGAAAUCAAUGGCUGUAGACUUAUUAGUUGCAUAUUCAUUAACCUUAAAGUUACAUAUAAGGUAGGUGAAACAGGAAAGUAAAUAGUUAACAUUCCUGACUGCAAAUAUUCCUUCUGUUUGGGACUGUACUUAAAAUUCUGUAGAGGCUAAAGCCUUCUAAGGUGGAAUUAGUGAAGCUGUGCUGAAAUCAACAGAUGUGAGGUCUGUCCCAACUUUUGUGAGUAAAGAAGGAGCAGGCAGAAAGAACAACAUUGGAGGCCCCUUCCAGGAAAGAUGAACACCUUUUAAGUGUGAAGUACUAUGAAGCUAAAGCUACCCAUUCCACUCUUGCUCUCCAAGUGUGUUUCAAUUACAAGAGCAAGUGGUUCUGCAGAAACUGGUUUCUUGGAAAAGGUGAGAUUAAAAGGUUUAUCUUAGAGUGCCCCUUACUAGCCCCAGCUGGGCAGAGCUUUCCUUUCCAAGGCUCCCCUGUUAGAAGGAACGGAAAAAUUCCACAGAAGUUCUCAUAAGUCUUCCUGGAAGUUGUUUCCUAACUUGAGUUUGCUCUAAUUUUAGCAGGUUUUAAAAAUUUCAUGAAAAAGGGGAAUGGAACCAUAGAUAGUGGUUAUAAAUUAAAACAAAUAGUGGUUUGGAGUCCCAACAGGUCAUGGCCUAAAACUGGUUGUGGCCUCCACCAAGUUACUUUACCUCUCUAAUCUUCAAUUUUUUCUUCUGUAAAAUGGGGAUAAUCAUAGCCUCUAUAUUUAUAAAUAGCACUGCUUCUGAAAAGCCCUUUUUGGUCUCUUGGGGUAGAGUAUAAUCUUACAUUCCCAGGUACCCUACUGCUUAGUUAUUUCAUAGUUCUUACCAAAAUUAUAUUUUUAUUUAUUAUAUUAGCCUGAAUGUUUCUAUCUUCUGAACUCUGAAGUUCUGUGGCUCUGGGACUGAGACUAGAUUGUCUCUGUGUCUCCAGAGUCUGGCACAGGGCCUGGAACAUGAUGCCCCACAGGUGCUCAUAACAUGUUUAUUAUAUAAAUGAUUGUCAUACUCCCACUUGUCAAAAAUAUAUUACUGUUAUUUUGCCAGGUAUUUGUUGCUGGAAU
Canis lupus familiaris (dog) is the source of this 7261-nucleotide messenger RNA. RefSeq names its product diphosphoinositol polyphosphate phosphohydrolase 3-beta. The record is from RefSeq and is a predicted model, not a curated record. Gene Ontology annotation, biological process: diadenosine pentaphosphate catabolic process; diphosphoinositol polyphosphate metabolic process; adenosine 5'-(hexahydrogen pentaphosphate) catabolic process. Gene Ontology annotation, cellular component: cytoplasm; nucleus. The transcript is spliced from 2 exons. NCBI's taxonomy places the organism in Eukaryota, Metazoa, Chordata, Mammalia, Carnivora, Canidae. The coding region runs from base 145 to 639 and encodes 164 amino acids. Gene Ontology annotation, molecular function: diphosphoinositol-polyphosphate diphosphatase activity; endopolyphosphatase activity; bis(5'-adenosyl)-hexaphosphatase activity.